AUGGGCGAAAACAGAGGCAAAUUUUACGUUUUCGGUGGCUACGAUAGUAAUUAUUGCUACCCUUUUGCAAAAACAGUUGAAUUCCUUAAUGGAACUCGAUGGUCAAUUGUUGAAGGAGUAGAAUAUGGCUCAUAUCGAUCUGGAGGAAUUGUUUCCACACCGAACGGAAUCUUUAUUGCUCAAAGUGGAAGAACAAUUGUCCGCUUCGAUGAUGAAAAGUUCACAACUGUUGGUCAUGUUCAUCACACGAUCACUCAAUUUCUCAGCUUGAACAAUAUCCUUCACGGAAUAGGUGCAGGUCAGAAUCUCCAGCGAAUCUUCAUUGAGGGCGAUCAACUAAAAGCCUUCGAGUACGAUGUUAUUCCGAACUACAAGAUUUCUGUCGAGGCAAAAUAUAUUAACUGUAUUUGA
Messenger RNA from Oikopleura dioica, 411 nucleotides. Lineage: Eukaryota; Metazoa; Chordata; Appendicularia; Copelata; Oikopleuridae. The record is from the annotation of a GenBank genome assembly.